AUUCGACCCUUUCACCAAUUUAAAUUUGAAGGCCCAAAAAAGGAGAAUUAGCAUAGUUUAUGAUUAUCCAAGAAGAACAUAGCAGCAAAGUUACGCUGAGGCUUCAGGUCGGAGAAGCUCCCUAAUGAGCUGAUCAGUUUUCUUCUAUCCAAAUCUCCGCUAUCAAUACCAAAAUGGAAGCAGCGCCCAUUUUGGUCUGCUCAAAGCUACCCUCUUUCAGUUCUAGCUCAUCAAAAUAUAACCCCUUUUCUUACAGACCUUUCGACAAACAGGUGGUGCGCAAGUUUUGUGUAAACAACUUAAACCCCCGGAGAAAUCUUGAAAUACCCAAAUCCCAUUCGCGUAGCUCUUUAUCAAUUCCCUUCAGUAAUGUUAGUUCUUCUCCGUCCCAGAAAUUCUCCUGUUGGUCGCCGUAUAAUGGUAGAUUUGGGUCAUUACUGCCAGUCCAAUGUUCACAUUCGUAUACAACAGAAACUAGAAAGGUGUUAUCUUUGGAGUCACUAAAGAUGGGGUUUUCUCAAUUGACCCCAUUUGGCUUGUUUAAGUGGGCUUUGGUGUUUUCAGUUACUAUUGCUGCUACAAAGUGGGUUGUGAAUGUACUGUUGAAUCCAUUCUUUUGGAUGUAUUUUAGUAUGACAUGGUUAUUCUGGCCUUGGUUAGUUGCCAUAAGCCUAGCAAGUUACAGUCUUUAUUGCUUAAACAAGCUUUUAAAUGGGGAAGCAAGUGAAUUAGAGCAAUUUGCUAUUGUUACUUCAGCUUUCACUUGGCUUACACUUGUCCCACCUGCACAUUUCAAUGGUUUUCUUGAAGGCUGGCCUGUUGUGUUCUUUUUCGUGUACCAUUAUUUCUUUUUCUUGAAUGUGAGUGUUCGAAAACGACUAUAUGGUGAUUACAACCCGAGAGAGCAUGACCCCAAAUGGGAUAUUAGCCUACCCAAUUGGAAGAAGUUGUUGUUUUGUGUUGGAGUUAUGGUUGGUCAUUGGCUUGCAGCGUUUGAAGGGCCGGAAUUGCAUCUUAUCCCUGGAGGAUGGAGCAAUGUGGGUAUAUGGGUUUUGAUCUUGAUGACUUUGUUUAUGCAGUAUCAUUCGACGUUGUAUUUAGCCAAGUAUUCGGAGAAGGUGGUUGUGCCUACAGCUGUCAUACAGUUUGGCCCGUAUCGGUUUGUUCGCCAUCCUAUUUAUGCUUCGACCAUGCUCUUGUUUGUUGCUUACUGUGUUGCACUUAGGGCGCCUUUGAGCUCUCUCUUCAUUGCAGUCGUUUGCUCGCUGUACUAUGGGAACAAAGCUAAGUUAGAGGAAAGUUUGAUGGUAGAGAACUUUGGUGAGAGAUAUACGGAGUAUGCAAGUAAAGUUAGAUACAAGCUUAUUCCUUUUGUUUAUUAGCGCACGUUGUUGUGAGUCGCAUAAUGUUUUCUAGUGUAAUGCGGAAAAAGAGAAUGAGAAUAUGAACACCUUAAUUGGCUUUUAUUCUUUUGUUUCAAAUGUAGUUCCCUUGUUGCUUUUUUUCUUUUGUCGGGAUUUCCUGUUUAUUGAACUUGUUUUUAACUUACUCAAGGCCACUUGUAUCCUCA
Molecule: messenger RNA, 1570 nt
Organism: Nicotiana tabacum (common tobacco)
Lineage: Eukaryota; Viridiplantae; Streptophyta; Magnoliopsida; Solanales; Solanaceae
Source: RefSeq, a predicted model, not a curated record